Aureococcus anophagefferens is the source of this 282-nucleotide messenger RNA. RefSeq lists its product as hypothetical. Gene Ontology annotation, molecular function: DNA-binding transcription factor activity, RNA polymerase II-specific; RNA polymerase II cis-regulatory region sequence-specific DNA binding. Lineage: Eukaryota; Pelagophyceae; Pelagomonadales; Pelagomonadaceae. Gene Ontology annotation, cellular component: nucleus. The transcript has a single exon. The annotation marks the transcript as partial. The record is from RefSeq and is a predicted model, not a curated record. Gene Ontology annotation, biological process: positive regulation of transcription by RNA polymerase II; mitotic cell cycle.
CAAAAGGUCAUCGAGCUCGUGAAGCAGCACGGCGCGCGCAAGUGGUCGCAGAUCGCGCAGCAGCUGCCGGGCCGCAUCUCGAAGCAGUGCCGCGAGCGGUGGCACAACCACCUGAACCCGGAGAUCAGCAAGGCGGCGUGGACCGAGGAGGAGGACCGGAAGAUCCUGAGCAGCCACGCGAAGCUCGGCAACCGCUGGGCGGAGAUCGCGAAGCUGCUGCCGGGCCGCACGGACAACGCGAUCAAGAACCACUGGAACUCGUCGAUCAAGCGCAAGUACGAG